AAAAACGUACUAAUGCUCAAUGGUUAUUGCAAUGUCUCGUAUUGCAAAUGAAGAAAAAUUUUUAUUGACAAAUAACUUGCAAAGUUUAUUGUAGUUAAUUACAACUUUUAAAUAUUGUGACAAUGAUUAUAAAUAAUUAAAAUUUUUUUUAAUUAAUAUAUCUAAAUUUUACCACAACGCGAAUUGAAGUAGUUUUUACUUUAGUGAUAAUAAUUAAAUGAUUAGUUAAUUAAAUAAUAAAUUAAGUUAUAAAAUGAGUUUUUCAGUUAAAAAAACAGGUGGUAGAAUGUGGCACGAAGCACGAAAACAAGAAAAAAAAAUUCGUGGUAUGCUUGUUGAUUAUCGGCGACGUGCCGAAAGACGUCGUGAUUACUAUGAAAAAAUUAAAUCAGAUCCAACACAAUUUCUUCAAUUGCAUGGAAGGCCAUGUAAAAUUCAUUUGGAUGCGGCGAUUGCUGCUGCUGGAGAUAGUCCAGCUAAUAUGAUGCCAUGGCAGGGACAUGAUGACAAUUUGAUUGAUAGGUUUGAUGUCAGAGCACAUCUCGACUGGAUACCAGAGCCACCUAACUCUGUUGACAUCGACAUACCGUUAACGAGUGAAGAUAGACAUAUUAACUAUGAGAGAUAUCGUAUAAUUGUCCAGAAUGAGUUUUUAGGGGUUACUGAAGAAAAAUUUUUACAUCAAAUUCAUUUGGAGGAACAAUUUGGCUCGUCAACGAAACCGGAGUUUAUAAAAGAUAAAAAAAAAUCAAGUAAUAACGCUGCUAUUGGUUACAAUUAUGAGACGGAUGAACCAAUACAAGAAACAACUAAACCAGAUUUGAAUUCUGCUGAAGAAAAAGCUGAUGAUGAAGAUAGUGAUAUUGAUUUAGAUAUUUGUGUGGACGUAUCACAAAUCGAACCAUCUCAGGCCCACGAGAUGAAUCAAGUUGCUCAAAAAUAUGGUUUAAUUGGUGCUGACUAUUUUAGCUUUUUAACGCAAGAUUUUGAAGAAGCUGAAUCUUUAAGACAAGCACGUAAACAGGAAGAAGAGAAAGCAAUGUACUCGGGAAGAAGAUCGCGGCGAGAACGUCGAGCGUUUAGAGAAAAAAAAAUGAUUGGACGUGUUAUGAGUCCGCCUAGCUAUGCAGCCCGUGAGAGUCCAGAAUACAACCCCUAUAGGAAAUCAUCAUCUAAAUCACGAUCGCGUUCAAUUUCUCCUCCGAAUACCGGACAGAUUACUUACAUAACUAGUUUUGGCGGCGAAGAAGAAACUCACGGUAGUUCUUCGCAAGUAACAUCGUCGAGUACUAAAAAAAUAAAUUACUCGCAUCUAAGACGGAAAGGAUCAGAUAGUCCGACUUUUAAUCAGAGAACUAUCAGUCGAAGAACCGUCAAGUCUAGAUCAAGAAGUCGUUCGAGAUCUAGAAAUAGAUCUACGCGAUUUUAUAGAUCGCGAGAUAAGCGACCAAGUGUUUCUCGAUCUCGAUCAAGAAGACAAAGAUCUAGACCCAGAAGAAGAACAAGAUCACGAAGUCGUUUACGUCAUGAUCGAAGCAGGCAUCGUAGAAGUUCAAGUGCUUCACGCUCACGAUCUAACUCUAGGUCGCGUUCUCGAUCACGGUCACGUGGACGCAGAUCGAGAACUUCAUCCUCGAGUAAAUACUCAUGCUCAAGAUCAAAAUCCAAGUCACACUCUCGUUCACCAGGUAAUCACCGUAAAGUAAGGCAUUCUAAGUCAAAGUCGAGGUCAAGAUCAAGAACAAAAUCACCAGUAAGAUCUAGAUCAAGAUCCAAGAGCCGUAAUAGUGUAGGUAAAAGAUCUAAAAGUGUGGAGAAUAAAACGUCUACAUUGCCAAGGUACUAUGGUCGUCGUGGAAAGUCUUCUAGUUUAGAACUCGAACUAUCAGAUAAUGAAGAUAAAAAUUCACAUAAUGCGACAAUAAAACCUCCAAGUAUUAACACAAACACAAACAAGCCAAAAGCAGGGCUAAGUACAAAUUCUGGUGGCGGACACAAAUCGGUGAAAAUUACACCUCAGGAGCGGCUUAAGAAAAAAAUGCAAACUCUACUAAAUCGUCAAUUUAGAGCAGAUAAAAAAGCCGAGCAAGCACGAAUUGAAAAAAUGGAACAACAACGACAGGAUCGCGAAGAUGAAAUUAGAGAAAUGUCUUUGAAGCUUCGUAGAAAACAAAGAGAAAGAAGACAUCGUUACGAAGGCCAUAGUACUGAUUCACGAUCUUCUAUUUCUCGAUCACCAAGCCCUGGUCGUAGUCCUAGACAUUCAUCUAGCCGUCGCGAUCGAAGAGAUCGCGAUUCACGUGACGUAAAAAAUGAUGUUGACAGAGAAAGAGAACGAGAUCGAGAUAGAGACAGAGAUAGGGAUAGAGAUCGAGACCGAGACCGAGAUCGAGAUCGAGAUUCUAGUAGGCGUGAUAGAGAUUCUAGUAGACAGGAAUCAAGAAGACGUUACCGAGAUGGUUCACCGCGUUCUUUAAGUCCGCGUAGUAGUCGAGGCUUGGUCGAUUAUUAACGUUGUAGACAAAGUGCACAAUCUUCCAUCCAAUUAUAACUAUAAAUAAAAUGAAAUAAUAUUAAUUAUAAUUAUAAUUAUAUAACGAAUUAGCUAGACUUUUAAAAUUUUUAAAUUAAUAUUCGUCUUCUCUAAUAAAUGUUAUUAAUAAUAUAUAUCAGCGAAGUGUUUUUCGCAUUUCGUUACACGUCUGUGGUGAUUGUUAUUUUAUUAUUUCCGCAACGUUUAAA
Microplitis demolitor is the source of this 2742-nucleotide messenger RNA. Its product is annotated as CLK4-associating serine/arginine rich protein. Lineage: Eukaryota; Metazoa; Arthropoda; Insecta; Hymenoptera; Braconidae. The coding region runs from base 254 to 2512 and encodes 752 amino acids. The record is from RefSeq and is a predicted model, not a curated record. The transcript has 13 exons.